ACAGAAGACUUCUCUUUAGUUGCUCCAAACAAUCGGUCCGGUGGUGACGUUGGACAGACGCUUAUUACGAGUUACCGGAAUGAAAAGUUAAAAAUUUUUUAAUUUCAGAAUAACCCUGACCGAAUCGUACCGUAUAUUCGUGAAUGUGUAAACAACCGUGCUGGCUCGAUGCCAAUCGUCUUUAUACAUUGAAGACUUUUUUCCAUAUACUCUGCACAUGAAAGUUGCUCGUGGAAUUUUCGCGGUAUUGAAGAAACACGUUUCGCCCGCUUUCGUCGAACGUUAGUCGUUCUCGGUCCAUGAGAUGUACGAGAAGUUCAUCGGUUUGUUACAAUUUCGUGAAAUGAAACGCUAGCUAAUUGAAAAUUCUCGCUAUAAUUAUUCAACUGAACAUCUAAAUUUGAGAACUCCAAGAAAAUGGUGAAUUCACACGCUGUGUUAUCAGUGCUUUUGCUGCUGGUGUCAACUAUAUCACGUAUCAGUGGAAAUUGUGAAGGAAAAUUAAAGGAAUAUUCCUGCAAUGGAGGUGACAUUUCUGACCUCAAGAUAGUACAAGCUGACGUAGAAGUACUUCAAAUAUCAGACAUGAAAGUUCCGAAACUGUCGGUCGACGCGCUGAAACGUUUUACCCAACUGCAAAUAUUCAGUUGUUCAAAUUGUAGUAUCCGAGAAAUCGAGCCCGGUGUUUUUCACAACAAAUUUAACCUGGAACAACUGACAUUAAACAACAAUCAUCUGACCAGCGUGAAAGCGAAUUGGAUUCAGGGUCCGGAGUAUCUCACGUAUCUAGAUCUGACCCAUAACAAGAUCACCGGGAUCGAACCCGGUGUCUACAAACUAAUUGAAAACCUGGCGGAGCUCCGACUCUCGGGAAACCCGAUCGAGUGCCUCGACACGAAAGCUAUGUCGAACUUAAAGUCACUGCGGAUAUUCCUCUUGGACCAAGUGCCCACGUUCAAAUGCCCACGGCUAAUGGCCGAGUUCGUCAAGCAACACGGCAUCACCGCCGAAACGGAUAAAACUUGGAAGGAAAUUCAGGUUUCCGAACAAGAUGAAAAGAACUCUUACGCAAAGGCAGUCAAGGCCGCCGAAAAGUUGGACAGGAUCGUUUCGACGGAAUCGACGCCGAUAAUUCCGAUCGUCACGACACCCCGAUUUUUUCCCGUCACGCAAAGGCCGCUGGAACUUCUCACCUCGGUGGAUAUCGACAUCGGCGAAGUUCUCACGACGAACACGCUCUGGAGAGAACCGAAGAGCUCGACUCCCAAGCCGGUUCCCGAAAUCCUGGCGGUACCCUCGACCACCGAAACGUCCCAGCCCCUGUCGUCGUCCGUGAUAAUCGAAGCGUCAAGUAUCGUCACCACGAGCUACGAGCAGGAGUCAUCCGACAUAGUGACAACCACUUUCAGCUUGGAAUCGACUACGAAGGUGGCUCCAAUCGGCAAAGAAAAGGCGACCCCCGUGAUCCCGGUCGCCGUUUACACGUCCGCGAGUGUUCCAGUAGUCCAUUAUCCUCCUCCGUCACCGGUGCCCACGGUUAUCAUGCCGGCACCAAACGCGACGAACGGGGAACCGGAAAGGGAUGAAAGUCUCCAGUUCGCCUCUGUGUUUCCACCCCCGUACGGCAACGUCGCCGAUUCUCAACCGGGUGAACAACACGAACUCGUCAGUCCGACAACGGUCAGACAAACGGUCCCUGAAGAAGAAACUGACAAACCGCUGCCGCUGUGCAACGAUGCCGGUCAAGGAUUGAGGAACGCCGGGAGAUAUGCGAUCGGGAUAUUCGUUGUCGUGUUUUGCUUAGGUUCACUGUGAGGUUAAAGUUUGACGGUUCAUGGUACCGAAUACGGAGCGGCGAAUAUACGACUGCACUUACUUAUCAGUUUUCAGCGACUUAAAUUUAAUUACAACUUCAACUGAAUAUAAUCGACUUGUUUCGAUAUAUGACGCGUGGUCUUCUUUCCACAAUUGUUUUUCUCUCACGUUUUCAAAUUAAUAGCUUCGAUUGGGAUGCUUGAGAAAAUCAAGUGGAUAACGUAAUUGCAACGACACUCGACGGAAUGAUAAGAAAAUAUUAAUUUGAAAUAUCGUUUUUAAGCUGUACCUUGUCGACUAUAUGAACCAUGCAUUUACAUUAUUAUAUAUACAUAUACUUUAUCUUUAUGUCUAGUUAUAGAGUUGAAUAAGUAAGGUGUUGAGUGCCGAAUGGCGUUUAAUGAACAGUUUAACAUUUAAAUAGCGAUUAUAAGUUUAUCAUGCCGUUAUUCAUACAGUGCUCCACACAGUUGAUAAAAAGCGGAUAAUUAUACAUACGGAAUUAUUUUUAUUCAAUAAAAUCAGUGCAAAAAUGUUGCUGAACAAUGCCGUAUUGAUUGUUACGAAACAACAAUAUGGUAUAGGUAUAAAUAAUCGUUCUGCAGAUAAAAUUGUUUCGUAACUAUUUUGUUCUCUCGUUUUCUUCGUCAAAUUUCUAUUCCUACAGAUAAACCAGAAAUCGUGACCGCAUCCAUAUAAAAAGCUCUGAACGCUUAUCCCACACGCGUGUGCAGAUCGACCUGAUUUUAAAGAAUAAGCGAAUAAAUGAGAACCAUUGA
Neodiprion fabricii is the source of this 2594-nucleotide messenger RNA. RefSeq lists its product as uncharacterized. Gene Ontology annotation, cellular component: extracellular matrix. The transcript has a single exon. The record is from RefSeq and is a predicted model, not a curated record. Gene Ontology annotation, molecular function: protein binding. Lineage: Eukaryota; Metazoa; Arthropoda; Insecta; Hymenoptera; Diprionidae. The coding region runs from base 418 to 1815 and encodes 465 amino acids.